Durusdinium trenchii is the source of this 2925-nucleotide messenger RNA. NCBI's taxonomy places the organism in Eukaryota, Dinophyceae, Suessiales, Symbiodiniaceae. The record is from the annotation of a GenBank genome assembly.
AUGUCCUUGGCCACAUCACUACUCGAGAAACACGACUUUACCACUUGGGCGGAUCUUCGUGCUCGCUUUCGGGCCGACUCACCGUUAGUCGCUGGAGAUCUUGGCAGCAGCUGCCUCACUUACCAGCAGUUCCUUACGUGGGUCGAUGAAGUCCUACGCCCCAGCUUCACCUCGGCCAAGCUGUGCCCCUCCGAGCGGAUCGCAUCCUUGCUGCCCAAUGGACCCGAGGCUGCGAUGCUGUUCUUGGGCACGGCCUUGUGUGGACUUUGCUUGGGACCACUGGAUCCGCAGCUCACGCGCUCGGAGCUGGACUUUGCUUUGCAAGACCUUCCUGCUAGUGCACUGGUGUUGGGGGACUUGAGCUCCGUGGCCCUGGCCCUGGCGGAGUUGGCCGCCCAGGAGUUGCAGCUGGAGCUCUUUCGGCUCCAUCGUGGGGGCCGCUUCGAGUUCUGCUCGCCGUGCUCCGCGACAGCUGAACAUCCCACGCAGCCGGACACCGCGCCCCAGACAACCCUCGCUGUUCCGUGCUUGAAGGCGCAGAGUCACGAGGAGAUCGUUUUGGCUUUGCACACCAGUGGAACGACCCGGCGACCAAAGUUGGUGCCACUGUCCCACGGCACUUUGUGCAGCGGAGCCUUGUGUAUUGCAUCCACCUUGAAGAUACAGCAGGAGGAUGUUGUGAUGAAUUGCCUUCCUCUUUUUCAUAUUCACGGUCUUGCGGUCAAUGUCCUUGUCCCUGCAAUUGCAGGGGCCAUGUCUGUUUGUUUAUCUGGCCCCUUUGAUGCUGCCGCAGUACUGAAAAGGCUGAAUACUGAGCCUCAGAUCACCCUCUACUCAGCAGUUCCCACUCUUCAUCAGCUCAUCUUUACAGCCAAGAGUGAAAGCGACUUGGAGGACUCCUACCCAUCUUUACGUCUCAUCCGCAGUUGUUCCGCCCAUCUCCCCAGCGCCCUGGCGCGGUCCCUGGCCUUGGCGCUGGACGUGGAAGUGCUGCCGACCUACGCCAUGACCGAGUCCAUGCCCAUCGCGUCGCCCGCGCCGCACGGAGGGAUGCGCGGUGGUGCCCGGCCCCGCUUCCACGGCACGCUGGGCUGGGCAGCAGGACCCGAAGUGAGGCUCCUCACGGACCCCCUCACGGACCUCCUCACUGCGGAUGAUGUGGGACCUAUGGCCACGAGGACUUCGGAGGCAGCGACCACGACGAGCCGGACCUUGAAGCCGUUGGAGGAAGGACUCGAAGGCGAGAUCUGCGUGCGCGGUGCCUGCGUGACCCGUGGCUACGAGCUAAGGCGCGACGAAGAGGAUCCGAACAGGGACGCCUUCGUGGAGGGUUGGUUCAGAACGGGGGACCUGGCCAAAGUCUGCAAGGAGGGCUUGAUCUUGUCGGGACGCAACAAGGAGAUCAUCAACAAGUCGGGUGAGAAGUUUGCGCCACUGCAGAUUGAAGAGGUCUAUUUACAACAUCCUCUCAUCAAGGACUGCGUAGCUUUUGCUGCAACGUGUGAGAAGAGGGGUGAGGCUAUUGGAUUGGCGAUCGAGACGGGGGACCGGAGUGAAGAAGACUUGCAGCAGUGCAAUCUCGAUGCUUUGAGGAUGUUUGGUCGUCGCACCCAAGAGCUACGCCUCGUGGCGUUGCCCGACUGCGUCGUUUGGAUGACACGCUUGCUGCGGACCGCGACGGGGAGAGCCCCCAGCGACGCGGCUCCGGGCGCCUUCCACUUCACGCUCCGUCUGGCCCAGCGCUUCGAGCGUUUCUCGCAGCGUGUGGACGUUGCGGCGGGUGCCGCCGGCAUUGGUGAGGUGCUGCGCACGGUGCGCGACGUGGUGAUGGAGCUUGUCCGGUGUGACUUUGAAGAUGAUCAGCCUCUGAUGGAUGUGGGCAUUGAUUCUCUGAGUGCCACGACGUUGAUCAACAGAUUGGAGAUGAAGCUGGACAUCAAUCUGGCAGGAGAUGAUGGUGCAGUGUCCCUCUUGGACAAGUAUCCUUCUUUGCAGAAGCUAGCUGCAGCUGCUUUCCUGGCCAUGCAAAAGAAGGACAUUGACACUGCUUCAGCUAGGUCUACUCAUAGACCAAGAAUGCCAUAUUUUGGCCUCGGCCGACGAACAAGUCUGAAGCAAUUCGUGGUCGACGCUCGGGAUCCGAAUUCGUUGCUCUUUGCAGCUCAACAUGGUCACGCAGAACAGAUCCGAAGGUCUUGCGAAGGAGUUCUUUCAUCCAUGUCGCCAGAUGAAGAAGUGGACAAGAAUGGCCUUACGGCCUUACACUAUGCUGCUGGUAAGGGCGACUUGGAAAUCGUGGGACUACUUUUGGAGUUGAAAGCUGGAGUGGACACCAGGAAUAAGGACCUCCGCACCCCGUUGAUGUGGGCAGCGCGCAACGGUCAUGUGGACGUGUGUGAGGAGUUGGUCCGGUGCCAAGCUGAUGUGUUGGCGUCCAAUAAGUUGGGCAUUUGUUGUUUGCACUGGGCUGCCUGGGGUGGUUCACUGGAAGCUGUGGCGUUUCUGCUGGAGAAGGAAGCGAACAUCGAUGCCGUCUGCCAUGCCGGAUGCAACGUGGCUGUGUGGGCUGCCACGGCUGGAUCCUUCGACAUGUGCCAAUGGCUCCACCAGAAACGUGCAGAUUUCGCCUCCACCAACAAGAAUGGCCAUGGUGUCCUAAACAAGGCCUGCUGGCGAGGACACAGCGUGAAGCUCAUCUCUUGGAUGCUGAACCUGGAAGGUGUUGAAGCGCAACUCUUUGAGUCUGACUGGGAUGGCGAAUUGCCCUUGGACAGGGCUCGUCAAAAAGGCCACUCGGCGCUUGCUGAAUGGCUACGCGAUGAGAUGUGCGAAAGAAGACCUUCGUGGCAAGAUUGCGCAAAGCAGAGCUCAGAAGAAGAUCCGAAAGUGCCAGAUUGCGCAAAAGGUGCUGCGUUGGAUCUUUGA